GUCAAUAAACACUGUUUGCCUAUAUAUUUUCCUUGUCUCAUUAAUUUCCUUCACAAAUAGUCUGAUUUAAAGCAACUCUAAUCCAACAUCUCCUAAUUAAUUGUCCUAGAUCUCGCUUUGGUGUAUAUCAAGACAAGAAUCUCCAGUAAUAGAAAGGAGGAAUAUUAUUUUUGAAGAAACGGAAAAAAAAAAAGAGAAAACAUAUUUGCUGAUAAGGAAAAUGUCACAUCCUUUCAACACCUUUGCUCUCAAGAUGAAAGUACACUGCAGGGAUUGUGAAAAGAAACUGAAAAACGAGCUGCAAAACAUUAAGGGUGUUCGUUCAGUGGAAAUUGAUCAAAAACUUGGGAAAGUGAUCAUCUCAGGCAAAAUAGACCCUGCAAAAAUCCUAACUAAGCUUGAAAAGGUUGGGAGAGAAGCAGAAUUCUGGUGCGAACAAGAACAUCGUCGUAAAGAUAUUGUAACGCGGUCAAAAGUGAUUGAUCCACUAAAUGAUCCUGACAUUAUGGCACAACUAGAGCAAUUUACUGACCCCAGUGAUGAAAUUGUAGAGGUGAACAAAACCAUUAAGUUGAUUUUCAAAGGGGAAUCAAGAAAUGGUGUCCCUAGUAACAAAAUUGUGGAAAUUACUACCACCACCAAAAAUGUGAAAAAACAUCAAGAUCAAGUGCUUACACAUAAUCAUGAUUGUUCCCACAGUGGUGGUGGACUUUGUGCUGCUUCUUCAUCAUGUUGUGGUGGUCAUUCUGCUGUAAGUCAUAAUCUUGAUGGUUGUUGCCAAUAUGGUAAUACUACUAGUUUGGGUCCUUGUGCACAUGGUAGAAACUCAUGUUAUUACCAUAGCAAAUAUGGUAAUAAUUGUGCACAUAACAGAAACUCAUGUUAUAAUUGUCAUUGCCAAUAUGGUAAUACUACUAGUUAUGGUUCUUGUUAUGCAAAUAGCAAUUCAGGGCCAAUAUGGUCAAAUGAUAAUAUUCCCUCGGCUCCACCUAUGCCAGAUGACUACAAUUAUAAGGCAUCACCAUCACCAUCGCCACCAUCAUCAGCAACGCCUCAACCCUAUUACAACAUCUUAAGCGACGAGAAUGUGAAUAGCUGCACAAUCCUAUGAUUUCCGCUUGUUUUAUGUAAUAAAAGAGAGUUAUAUGUAAAUGUGUGUUGUGUGCCUGCGUGCAUGUGUUGAGUUGUCCCACAUCGGUAGGAUUUGAGGUCCUUGGUUUCUUUAUAUGGUCUUGGGUAAUCCUCACCUCAUAAGCUAGCUUUUGGAGUUGAGUUAGGCCCAAGAUUCAUUUAUCAAUGUGUGUGUGACAGAGAGAGAGAGAAUAAAAGUGGAGUAGUUCAUGUAUAUAAUUACUUUUGUGUAACUACUUAGUUUGUAAUUUUUGCUCCUUGUGUAAAUAUUCACACUACAUCUGCACCACUCU
Molecule: messenger RNA, 1424 nt
Organism: Nicotiana tabacum (common tobacco)
Lineage: Eukaryota; Viridiplantae; Streptophyta; Magnoliopsida; Solanales; Solanaceae
Molecular function (GO): metal ion binding
Source: RefSeq, a predicted model, not a curated record